Penicillium paradoxum is the source of this 687-nucleotide messenger RNA. Its product is annotated as putative translation initiation factor IF3. The record is from RefSeq and is a predicted model, not a curated record. Gene Ontology annotation, cellular component: mitochondrion. Gene Ontology annotation, molecular function: translation initiation factor activity; ribosome binding. The transcript has a single exon. Bases 1 to 687 code for a protein of 228 amino acids. Gene Ontology annotation, biological process: ribosome disassembly; mitochondrial translational initiation. Lineage: Eukaryota; Fungi; Ascomycota; Eurotiomycetes; Eurotiales; Aspergillaceae.
AUGAACCACACACGAGGUCUUGUAUCAUCUGCCCAAGCUCUACGCCAUAUCUUCAUCGCACCCAUCCACACCUCCAGAGUCGGCAUUCUUCGGGUCAACCCUCUUCAAAAUGGCAAUCAAGCUCGCUUUUUUCAACAAUCCCGCCGUCUAGAGUUGCGAGAAUACCGGCCACCUGUGGACUCACCUCCGAUCAACGGAGCUAUCCGUGCAUCAUUUGUUCAAGUUGUGAACGAUGAAGGCAACCUAGAUCCUCCGACCAGAUUAGAGGAUGUUCUUGAAUCUUUCGACCAAGACAAGUUUUUCCUUCUGCAGGUGCAGGAAGGGGACCAUAACAACCCGCCGGUCUGCAAGGUCUACAACAAGAAAGAGGUCAGGGCACAUGAGAAAGCCAAAGCAAAGUCAGCUCGCUCGUCCAAAGUUGCGCUCAAACAAAUUGAGUUGAACUGGGCAAUUGAUGCCCAUGACCUGUCACACCGCCUAAAACAGCUCUCGACCUUUCUGGAGAAAGGCCGGAGGGUGGAAGUUCUGUUGACCACCAAGAAGCGCAAGCGCAGUCCCACGGUGGAUGAGAUCAAACAAGUUAUGCAGAGUGUUUUGGACACCAUCAGAGAGGCUGGUGGAACUCAGACCAAGGCAAUGGAGGGAGAACCAGGGAAGCAACUUAAGAUCACUGCCCAGAAAUCUUGA